This is a messenger RNA of Cyanistes caeruleus (blue tit), 12361 nucleotides long. The record is from RefSeq and is a predicted model, not a curated record. Lineage: Eukaryota; Metazoa; Chordata; Aves; Passeriformes; Paridae.
UUAAAAAAUAACCCUCCUUUCUCUGGAGAACUAGGCUCCUCCUGAGAGCUCACUGCAACUGUUUUUAAACCUGGAUCAGUCAACACCAUCGAGUUCCCAGUUGGCAGGUGUGAGGGUUUUUCAAACUUUUAAGUAUUCCAAAAUUGUCUCCAUAUUGGAAGCUGUUCAAGCAAGUGGACACUGUUCUAAAGCGUCUCUGAUGAUGAGGUAUCCAUCUGGAUUUAAAACACAUCUCUGAGCUUCUUAAUUCUUCAUUAAAGAGAUGUGUUCUAUAUUCAUGGGAUGCUUUAACACCUGAAGACAAAUGUUUCAUCAGAAGCACUAAUGGCUGUUGGCAUGCCUUGGAUAAGGUGGUGACUGCUGGAUGUCAUUUGUUUCUGUUCACUGCAGAGAGACAAAAUUGACUCCAUUUGGAGUUGAGAGCAAAAGCAGAACAGACCUCUCAAGAUGACUGAUCCUAUGAUGGAUUUUUUUGAUGAUGCCAAUCUUUUUAGUGAGACCUUAGAAGGUUUGUCAGAUGAUGCCUUUGUUCAACCUGGACCUGUUUCACUUGUUGAUGAAUUGAAUUUGGGUGCAGAAUUUGAACCUUUGCACAUAGACUCACUGAACCAUGUGCAAGAUGCUCAAAAUCAACAAAAGAUGAGUGAGUUUGAUCAGCUGAAUCAGUAUGAUUCACUGAAGCUUCACUCAGUAAAUCAGUCUUUUAAUAGCUCAGCUGACAAUGUCUUAUCACCACACUCUCAAUUCAAUUGUUCACCAGUUCAUCCGCAAAACCAGUCCAAUGGGAUGUUUCCAGAUGUGGCUGAUGGUAGUCCUAUGUGGGGUCAUCAAACUGCCACAACUGUUUCAAAUCAAAAUGGGUCCCCUUUUCACCAAGGACAUUCUCAGUCUAUGCAGCAAAACAAAAGCUUUGUAGCACACCAUGACUUUGCCUUAUUUCAGGCUAAUGAACCACAGCAUCAGUGUGCCUCACUACGGCCGCAGCAGAGCAGGAACAACACGGGGCAGGAUGCUCUGAGUCAGCCAAAAGACUUCAUGGAAGUUAACGUGUCUACUUCCCUCAGAGUCAGUGUUAACCACCCACCUUCAGUUUCUAAUCCAUCGACUUCACAGCAGCCUCUGUCCGUUCAACAGUUUUCUCAAAAUGCAAGUGCUUCAAUACAUUUUUGUGGGAAUCAAGAAGGAAAUUUUGAUGGACAGUCCCCAACUAUUACUCCAUGUUCUGUCAGUAAUAGUCAACAAUUUUCAUCUCCAUAUUCCUACUCUAAUAACCGCAUUUCUCCUACCAGCCUUCUUCAGCCUACAACAGCUCUUUCUACUAGCCAGCAGACACACUCUAUCUCUGAUUUCACUGGAAGCGAUGCCUUUACAUCUCAAACAGGGACCAAGCAAGAAACAACUGAGCACAUGUUGAAUCCUAAUACACCUUUGAAUUCAAGUACUUUUCAAAUGUUGCAUUCUGCGCAUCCUCAGGGCAACUUUAGUAGUUCAAAACUCUCUCCUGUGAAUAUUAAUUUUUCAGCUUCCACUAGUUCUGCUUCUCAGAUAAGCCAUUUCACCGACCCUAUUGAAAGCAAUGGUUUUACAUCUUUAGAUGAUAACUUACUUCAUCAAGUGGAGACUCACAGUGAACCAUUCACAGGACUUGACCCGGAUGACCUCCUGCAGGAAGACCUUCUGCCACAGUUCGAUGACUCUGCGUUUGUUCAGGAUAGCACAAGCCAUGUUUUAGAGCAUGACCUAGAACACCACAUAACCCCACAGCAAGUGACACCGUCAUCUGAACUCGUUCGGGCACCGUCUCAAACUCAGAUCCAUCCUUGGCAUUCUUCAGUUUCUAAUCAGCACCUGCAAGGCAGAAGUCGUGCAACCUUACAAGGGCAGCCUCCUUCCAAGAAGACUGAUGGUUCAGGAUCAUAUACUAAGUUGCAGAAUACCCAGGUGAGGGCAAUGUCAGAAAAGAAGCAGAAGAAAAAAACGGACUCAGAAAGUAAACAAGAGAAGGCAAAUCGCAUAAUAUCUGAAGCAAUUGCAAAGGCAAAAGAGAGAGGAGAGAGAAACAUUCCACGAGUAAUGAGCCCUGAAAACUUCCCCAGUGUUUCAGCUGAAGGAAAAGAAGAAAAGAAGGGUAGAAAAGUUAAAUCCAAACCAAAGGAUAAGGAGAGCAAAAAGCCGAAAACUGGUUCCUCAUCCAAAAUUAAAGAGAAGACAAAAAUUGGAAAGCUGAUCAUCACCCUGGGCAAAAAGCAGAAAAGGAAAAACGAGUCUUCAGAUGAAUUGUCUGAUGCUAAGCAGACUCCACAGCGGCCACUGAAAGAUGAAGACUCACAGAAGAGAAGAUCAAAUCGGCAAGUUAAAAGGAAAAAAUACGCUGAAGAAGGGGAAGGGAAACAAUCAGAAGAGGAAGCAGCUAAAGUUUCUGUUAAAAUCAAAAAGAAUUCUGCUCCUUUACCUGCUGAACAGCCUUUACAAUUAUUUGUGGAAAAUCCAAGUGAAGAAGAUGCAGCAAUUGUAGAUAAAAUCUUAUCCUCCAGGGUAAUAAAGAAAGAAGUAUCUGCUGGGAUGACAGUAGACACAGAAGAGUUUUUUGUAAAAUACAAGAACUACUCAUAUCUCCACUGUGAGUGGGCCACAGAACAACAGCUUUUAAAGGAUAAAAGAAUCCAGCAGAAAAUAAAGCGAUUCAAAGUAAGGAAAGCACAAAGAGCUCACUUUUUUGCAGAUAUGGAAGAGGAACCUUUUAAUCCUGACUAUGUUGAGGUGGAUCGGGUAUUAGAAGUGUCUCUUUGUGAAGAUAAAGACACUGGUGAGCCUGUUAUUUACUAUUUAGUAAAAUGGUGUUCGUUGCCAUAUGAAGACAGUACGUGGGAGCUGAAAGAAGAUGUAGAUCAAGCAAAAAUAGAAGAAUUUGAACAAUUGCAAGCUUCCAGGCCUGACUCAAGGAGAUUGGACCGACCACCUCCAAACUCCUGGAAGAAGAUAGAACAGUCCAGGGAAUAUAAAAAUGGCAAUCAGCUCAGGGAAUAUCAACUGGAAGGACUUAACUGGCUCCUAUUCAACUGGUACAAUAGGCGAAAUUGUAUUUUAGCAGAUGAAAUGGGCCUUGGCAAAACCAUUCAGUCCAUUACAUUCCUGUAUGAAAUCCUCCUGACUGGUAUAAGAGGCCCUUUCCUGAUCAUAGCUCCACUUUCCACUAUAACAAACUGGGAGAGGGAAUUCCGCACGUGGACUGACCUGAACGUUGUGGUGUACCAUGGAAGUAUGAUCAGCAGGCAAAUGAUUCAGCAGUAUGAGAUGUACUUCAGGGACUCCCAGGGCCGUAUUGUUCGAGGUACCUACAGGUUCCAGGCCAUUAUCACAACUUUUGAAAUGAUUCUUGGUGGGUGUCCAGAAUUAAAUGCAAUUGAGUGGCGGUGUGUUAUUAUUGAUGAAGCUCACAGACUGAAGAACAAAAACUGCAAACUUUUGGAAGGACUAAAAUUAAUGAACCUUGAGCAUAAAGUGCUGUUAACAGGUACCCCACUGCAGAACACAGUAGAAGAAUUAUUUAGCCUCCUUCAUUUUCUGGAACCAUUGCGUUUUCCUGCUGAAUCUACAUUCAUGCAGGAGUUUGGAGACCUUAAAACAGAGGAACAGGUUCAGAAACUACAAGCUAUCCUGAAACCCAUGAUGCUCAGGAGAUUAAAAGAAGAUGUAGAAAAAAAGCUGGCUCCUAAGGAGGAAACCAUAAUUGAAGUAGAACUAACUAAUAUUCAGAAGAAAUAUUACCGAGCAAUUUUGGAGAAGAAUUUUGCUUUCUUAUCCAAAGGAGCAGGGCAGGCAAAUGUACCCAAUCUGGUUAACACUAUGAUGGAACUCAGAAAGUGUUGUAAUCACCCUUAUCUCAUCAAAGGUGCUGAAGAGAAGAUCCUCGGAGAGUUUAAAGAAACAUAUAGUCCAAGUGCUCCUGACUUCCACCUGCAAGCAAUGAUACAGUCUGCUGGUAAAUUGGUUCUUAUUGACAAGCUUCUUCCAAAAAUGAAAGCAGGAGGCCACAAGGUCCUUAUCUUCUCUCAAAUGGUGCGCUGCCUUGAUAUUUUGGAGGAUUACCUUAUACAUAAAAGGUAUCUGUACGAGAGAAUCGACGGGCGCGUGCGAGGGAACCUCAGGCAAGCUGCCAUCGACCGCUUCAGCAAACCAGACUCGGAUCGCUUCGUCUUCCUCCUCUGCACCAGGGCUGGGGGCCUGGGCAUCAACCUGACUGCUGCAGAUACCUGCAUCAUUUUUGACUCUGACUGGAAUCCCCAAAAUGACCUGCAGGCUCAAGCCCGAUGCCACAGGAUUGGUCAGAACAAAGCAGUGAAGGUCUACAGACUGAUCACACGUAAUUCCUAUGAGAGAGAGAUGUUUGACAGAGCAAGUCUGAAACUGGGAUUGGAUAAGGCUGUCUUGCAGAGUAUGAGUGGAAGAGAAAACAGUGUUGGUGGUAUCCAACAACUCUCCAAAAAAGAAAUAGAAGACUUGCUUCGAAGAGGUGCCUAUGGUGCCAUUAUGGAUGAAGAGGAUGAAGGCUCCAAGUUCUGUGAGGAAGACAUUGACCAGAUUCUGCAGCGUCGGACUAAAACCAUCACAAUUGAAUCCGAGGGAAGAGGCUCCACGUUUGCCAAGGCUAGUUUUGUUGCAUCUGGAAACAGGACUGAUAUUUCACUAGAUGAUCCCAACUUCUGGCAGAAAUGGGCUAAAAAAGCAGAAAUAGAUAUUGACGCUAUCAGUGGUAGAAACAGCCUUGUUAUUGAUACCCCAAGAAUCAGGAAACAAACACGGCCCUUCAGUGCUACAAAGGAUGAGCUGGCAGAGUUGUCCGAGGUGGAGAGUGAGUGUGAUGAGAAACCAAAGCUCCGCCGGCCGUGUGACCGUUCCAACGGCUAUGGAAGGACAGAGUGCUUCCGUGUGGAGAAGAACUUGCUGGUCUAUGGGUGGGGUCGAUGGAGAGAAAUUCUGUCCCAUGGUCGCUUCAAGAGGCAGCUAAAUGAGCAGGAUGUGGAGAUAAUUUGCCGAGCCCUGUUAGCCUAUUGUCUCGUUCACUACAGAGGGGAUGAGAAAAUAAAGAGUUUUAUAUGGGAUCUCAUCACCCCAACAGAGGAUGGGCAAACACGAGAGUUACAGAACCACCUCGGCUUAUCAGCCCCUGUGCCUAGAGGAAGAAAAGGAAAAAAAGUGAAGACCCAGGCUAGCACUUUCGAUAUACACAAAGCUGAAUGGCUUCGAAAAUACAACCCAGAACAUCUGUUGCAAGAUGAAGGAUACAAAAAGCACAUAAAACACCAUUGUAACAAGGUCUUACUUCGAGUAAGAAUGCUGUAUUACUUAAAACAAGAAGUCAUUGGUAAUGAAUUCCAAAAGGUCUUCGAUGGAACUGAUGCCAGUGAAAUUGAUGUUUGGGUUCCUGAGCCAGACCACUCUGAAGUUCCUGCUGAGUGGUGGGAUGCAGAUGCAGAUAAAUCUCUCCUAAUUGGAGUUUUUAAACACGGUUAUGAGAAAUACAACACUAUCAGAGCAGACCCAGCUCUUUGCUUCUUGGAAAGAGUUGGAAAACCAGAUGAGAAAGCAGUUGCUGCCGAACAGAGAGCAAAUGAUUAUAUGGAUGGGGAUGUAGAAGAUCCAGAAUAUAAACCAGCACCAGCACUGUUUAAAGAUGACAUAGAGAAAAAUUUAUUUUUCCCAUGACUUGGUUUUCAUAUAGAUGGACAAAUGAUGGAAGGGGACAAAAUCUAUUGGCCCACUCAGUCUGCCUUAACAACGCGUCUGCGCCGCCUGAUAACAGCUUACCAACGAACAAGUAAAAACAGGCAGGCCCAGCAGAUGCAGCCAACAUUCCCAGUACAAACCAGUAUGAUGCAGCUUCCAUAUGAAGAAGCUGCACUAAAUCCAAAGAUGGCUGCUAAGAUUGAAAGACAGCAAAGAUGGACAAGAAGAGAAGAGGCUGACUUUUACAGAGUUGUGUCCACAUUUGGAGUGGUGUUUGACCCUGAAAGGGGACGGUUUGACUGGACCAAGUUCCGAGCGAUGGCUCGGCUGCACAAGAAAACUGAUGAGAGCUUGGAGAAGUACCUGUAUGCGUUUAUGUCAAUGUGCAGGAGGGUCUGUCGGCUCCCCUCAAAAGAAGAACUCGUGGACCCAAACAUUUUUAUCCAGCCCAUCACAGAGGAACGUGCUUCCAGGACUUUGUACCGCAUCGAGCUCCUGCGGAAAGUGCGAGAACAGGCUCUCAGACACCCCCAGUUGUUUGAGCGACUAAAGCUGUGCCAGCCAAACCCAGACCUACCUGUCUGGUGGGAAUGUGGGACUCAUGACAGGGAUUUACUUAUUGGAGCUGCUAAGCAUGGAGUUAGCAGGACAGAUUAUCAUAUUCUUCGUGAUCCUGAACUCUCAUUUAUGUCUGCCCAGAGGAACUAUAAUCAAAACAAAGUGGCUCUCUCAAGGACUUCUACUCCACUCUUGCACCAGUACCAGAUGGCAUUAUCUGCUUCUCCUCUUACACCUCAGUCAAGACUGUCAGAUGCUAAAGUGAAUGCUUUUGAGGAUGCAAAAGCUAAAAAUGAAAAUCUGAAAGAGGACCCUCAGUCUUCUGAAGAGGAAUCCAUGUCUACAGAGGAGACACAGACAAUACUGAAAUCUGAAACUUUGAGUCCCAAAAAUGGCACCCCAAUACAAAUUACAGACCACAGACCUAGUGUGAAGGCUGAGACAGACAGGCGCAUGGUGGCAGCAAGGACAGAGCCUCUAACUCCAAACCCAGCUUCCAAAAAACAGAGAGUCAGCAAAAGGGGGUCUGACUCUAGCUCUGACUCAGACUCUGACUCAGAUAGAUCAUCCUGUUCUUCCAGGUCAUCAUCUUCAUCCUCUUCGUCUUCCUCAUCUUGUUCCCAGUCUCGAUCUGGCUCUAGCUCUUCAUCAUCUUCAUCUUGUUCUUCAGCAUCUUCAUCCUCCUCCUCAUCGUCCUCAUCAUCAUCGUCGUCGUCAUCAUCAUCGUCUGAAGAGAGUGAUAGUGAUGAAGAGGAGGCACAAAAACGUGAGGGAACUCCACAUAUAAAAGCCUAUGAUGAAGAGAGUGUGGCCUCUCUGAGCACCACACAAGAUGAGACACAAGACAGUUUCCAGAUGAACAAUGGGACACCAAAUUCUGGUUAUCUCCUACAAGGUGGAUACAUGUUGGCUGCAUCCUACUGGCCAAAGGACCGAGUUAUGAUUAACAGGCUGGACAGCAUUUGUCAGACAGUGUUGAAGGGUAAAUGGCCUUCAGCCCGAAGGAGCUACGACAGCACGGCAGUGGCAUCGUUCUACACCACCAAACUGCUGGACAGCUCAGGGGCAGCUGCCGAGUACAGUGAGCCCAGUGCACCCACACCCCCUCUGGCAGCUGUAAAAGAAGAAUAUGACCAAUCACCCCAGCUGUCAAAGGUGAAGAAGCAUGUACGAGAAAAGGAGUUUACAGUGAAAAUCAAUGACGAAGGUGGUUUGAAAUUGACUUUUCAGAAGCAGGGACUGUCUCAGAAAAGGCCAUUUGAAAGCGAGGAGGGUGCAUUGGGUCAGCAGCAAUAUCUGGCUCGGCUACGUGAACUCCAGAAUGCUUCAGAAACCAGCCUUGUCAACUUCCCAAAAUCACUUCCCAAAUCAGGUACUUCCAGUCACUUAACAGCCAGUGCCAAUGGAGUCAUAGUUGACAGUCAGCCUGUAGUCAAAAAGAGACGAGGAAGAAGGAAGAAUGUGGAGGGGGUUGAUGUCCUCUUUAUGAAUAGAAAUAAACAGCCUAACCAUGUUAAUCCAGGUAUUAACUCCUGCCAGGUUGCUGCAGGAAUAAACCCAGCACUCACUUACACACAGUCCCAAGGCAUGCUCGAUGCAGAGAGCCCAGUUCCUGUUAUUAACCUGAAAGAUGGAACAAGGCUUGCAGGUGAUGAUGCCCCUAAAAGAAAAGACUUAGAAAGGUGGCUUAAAGAACAUCCUGGAUAUGUUGAAGAUUCAGGAGCUUGUAUUCCUAGGAUGCAGCUGCACGAUGGGAGGCCCAAACAAAAAAGACACCGUUGUCGAAACCCCAAUAAACUGGAUGUUAACAGUUUAACUGGUGAAGAACGUGUUCAGCUCAUAAAUAGAAGAAAUGCAAGAAAGGUUGGGGGUGCAUUUGCUCCCCCUCUGAAGGAUUUGUGCAGGUUCUUGAAAGAAAAUCCAGAGUAUGGAGUGGCUCCUGAGUGGGGAGAAGUUGUAAAACAGUCUGGCUUCCUCCCCGAGGGAAUGUUUGACCGCAUCCUGACGGGCCCGGUGGUGCGGGAAGAGGUGAGCCGGAGGGGGAGGCGCCCCAAGAGCGAGAUCGCCAAGGCCACGGCGGCUGCGGCGGCCGCCUCCGCCGCCAGCGUGCCCAUCAGCCCCCUGCUCGCCAACGGGCUGCUCCCGGGCGUGGACCUGCCCAGCCUGCAGGCCUUGCAGCAGAACCUGCAGAACCUGCAGUCGCUGCAGGUGACGGCGGGAUUGAUGGGAAUGCCGGCCGGCCUAGCUGCCGGAGGAGAGGCCAAGAACGUGGCUGCCAUGUUCCCCAUGCUGCUGUCAGGGAUGGCUGGGUUACCAAACCUGCUGGGCAUGGGAGGACUCCUGACAAAGUCGACAGAAUCCGUUUCGGAGGAGAAAAAGGGAAACGAGUCAAAGGACAUGGAUACAAAGAAAGAAAGGACAGAAGACCAAAAUACGGAUACUGGUGGUGAAAACUCUGUUUCGAGUUCUCCUUCAACAUCCUCUGCCGCUGCAGCUGCCAAUCCUCUCUCUCUUAACCCUUUACUUUUGUCCAACAUACUUUACCCAGGGAUGCUUCUCACUCCAGGCCUUAAUCUUCAUAUCCCAGCUUUGUCUCAGUCUAAUAUUUUUGAUGUACAGAACAGUGAAAGCAAUGACACAGGCUCAGCCAAGCCCACAGAAGAAAAGGAGGAAAAUUCUAGGGUUAGAGAUCAGGAAGACAAAGGGGGAACAGAGCCAAGCUCUCACAACGAAAACAGCACAGAUGAGGGUUCAGAGAAAGCAGAUGCUUCAUCUGGAUCUGACAGUACAUCAUCUUCAUCUGAGGAUUCGGAUUCGAGCGAUGAAGACUGACCCCAGACUCUGCACUUAAAUUAUAAACUGAUUUUGAAUUUAUUCUUUAAUUAUUUCAUUGUAAAUAACCCAGUGUUGAGUGCAUCAAUGAUUUACUGACCGAACAUUUCAGUAUUUGUUUAGAAGUGCAAACUGCUUUCAGAGACGUUUUGCAUGUAAUAUUUCUUGAAGUUCAUAAGUUUCUGAACUUGUAUGUACUAUCAAAUACACAAUGGUGUAAAAUUACAACAAAAGGCAUUAUAAUUUUGUUGGGGGGUUAAUUUUAUGAAAAUAAUGCUCAAGUAAGAGCUGUAUAUUUAAUAUAUUUGCAGUGAACACAGAAUACUUUAUGCAUAUUAUUGAUUUAAUUUGAAUAUAGUUUUACAGCCUCCUUGACACUUAUAAUUUACAGAUCAAAACUCAGCAAUAAUUUGGGCAGCUAAUGAAUGUCAUGAAAGCUGUAGAAUCUACAUCACCAUCCAUUGCUUUAAUUACAUGAAAAUGCUCUAGUGUUGUGAUGCACUGCUGUUUCCAAUUCAGGUACAAGUGUGUUUAAAAGAAGAUAAAUUUUUCCCAAUCAGCCAAUUAAACUGGCUACCUGUUACCUCAGCUGAGUUAGUUUAGGAAGUUUACAUUGGUUUCUAUUACUUGUUUUCAGGUUUUGUUUUGUUUUUUAAAGACAUCCUGUAUAGCAUGUUAAAAUCUGAGUUACUUGAGAUAAGACUGUUGGGGUUUUCUUUCCCCCUUAUUGCAGCUGUUCUCUUUGACAGCAGGAAGGGGAAAUUAAAGCAAAAAUUGUCUUAUCUCAUGCUACCUGGCACCAUGUAGGUCUAUUUAGUUUACACCUUGCAAAGUUUUGGGCUCCCUCUGCAGAAUUAAAAGUCCCAAAAUGAGGAGUAGUUUCCUCAAAACUCAGAAGAGGCAAACUGUCAUAAAGUGCCACUGAAAAGACCUUUCAACACUGCAUAAUUCAUGUAAAAAUUGUUUGUUUGCUUUGUUUGUGUAGAUUUCUAUUUGUGUUUUAUGUCAUAAACCUCCUGGAGUUCCCAGUUAAUAAUGGUAAAUAGAGUACAGAUAGUUUUGAACUCCUUUUGAGUUUAAACUUCUCUGCAGAUUUUAAUCUGACUAAAUAUUAAAUUUAUUAUCCAAAAUCAUUAUUGGGAUAUCACUUCAUAUAUUAUGCUGAGUUACCCACUAAAGAAAAAAGCACUUUGAAUAGUAAGGAAGACAAAUUAUUCCUAGAAACCACAGUAACAGGGCAUAAGGCAUCUGUUUUAAGUCCAAAUCCUUAGAACCCUUUACUAUAUAAAAUCUGUCUAAGAUUUGAUGUGUGAUAUGAUUCCUCCUUCUUCUUAAGCUGCUAUUACUCUGACACGGUCAAGGCCCAGAUUCACAUUUACAGAACUUCUGAACUGACUGAGACUUCAGUUGACCUUGGUUACAUCAAUUGCGGUCCAAGAAUAGGCAAGUGUUAAGAGAAAAUAGAUACAGGUACUAGUGAAAGUCAUGGAAAAAGCUUUACAAAGGGAUAAAUUUAAAAAUAAAAAAACAAAAACUGUAUAUUUUGAUAUAGUUCUGUUGCUUGCUUGUACAGUAAAACAACUGUGUUGUUUUUUAUCAAGAACUUUACCAAUGAAAUAUAAGUUUCUAUGUGCAAAUUAAAUAGCCCCAUGAUUAGAAACAGUAUUAGAUGUAAUUACACAAUUAUACAAGUACCAUUUGGAUUGUGCUGGUUACGUAUUUUCCCAGAUAGUAUUCUGAUUUUUGGCCCUUCAUGCAGUGUCUUAGCAAUAGUGAAAAUCAAAAACUGCCAAGAGAAGGGGGUAGCCAAUUCUUCAUCAUUAAAAUAAAAAGUAUUUCAUAUUAAAUAUUUUGCCCUUUGUAAUAUAGCACUUUUAUUUAACUAGGAUGCAUCUAUGAAAUAGCCAAAGUUUUACAAGCAGUUAUUAACUUCGUUUGCUGAUGGAGUAUGUCAACAAUACCAUCACUUCCCACCCUUCCCCCACAAAACAAGUCCUAAAUCUUGUGGCUAAAACCUAAUUUAUAUCAGAUUUAUGAAAUAAAGUAUUUUCCUAUUAUGGUCAAGUAAGUUUGGUUACUGUUCUAGUGAUUCUUUCUAUGUAAUAAGGCAAUUACAGUUUCAAGUAAUGAAGGCUGGUGUAGACUUGAACAUAAUUAUAUUUGGGUUAUUUUUCAUCAGUUUGAUCCAGAGGGGGAAAAAGUGUCCCACUAUCAGCUAAACUAUAUGCAAAUAUGGUUGUAUAAAGUUAAGGGUUAUAAGGAAACCUCAGUAGAAUUACACUAAUACUGAAGUUAAAAUGAAAAGGAUAUCCAAGGUGAUGAUAAAGUGUGUGUUGGUAGUUACUAAAAAAAAACCUUAGCUGUUAUUGCCUUGUAUUUCUAUCCCUUGUUUCAGGCUUCAUGAUCCAAGUCUUAGUCCAGGUUUUUUUUGGACAUUUGCAAUAUUUGCCAGUUGUGUUCUGUGUAGUCUGAAUUUGCUUUCUGUAGUUGAACAAGCGUCUUAAAAAGUCAUUUGUAAUUUAUUGAAUUACUUUCUAUGAUGUUCUAUAGAGCAAAUGGAAGUUUAAUUAUUUUUUAUUAAACAUAUUCUUUGACUACCCGUGAUGUCUGCCUCAGUAUGUGAAAGUAAUGCUGUGUAAGGAUUAAACGUGGAUCUUCCAGGAGCAAAACUCAAGUUUUAGUGCUAAGUUUUAAAACUGAAAUUAUUCUUAAGACCUUUAAAACCCUGCAAACAAGCAAAGGACAUAACACUCACAACCUACUGCCCAAGACCAUGGUUUACUCUUACAGAAUUUUACUGGGAAUCAGUUGCCUCUAAUUCUCUUGUCUUACAAUCAAAAGCUGUUUUUCCCACACUACUUAUGGUUAGAAAAUAAUGUAUGGUCUAGGUUCUGGUUCAAAAGUUACCUUAAUUUUAAAUAAGCAUCUUGGCAGUGAAGUAAGUACCUUUUCAGUCUUCUUUUAAAAAAACUUUGCAUUACUUUCUACAUCUUUAUUAAAACUUCUAAUUGUGCACACAGCACUUAACUAUUGCAUGUAUUUCACACAGGGCACAGAUGUUUCUCCUGAAUCCGAGUUGUCUCCUGCUUGUCUGGUGCCACCUUGUUUUAACCUGGCAUUGCAUUUGAAUGAUUCAAUGGUAUCCUUAUUUAUUUCAGCCUGAAUUUUGUCUUCAUCCUCAUCAUCCUUUUUGAGCUUCUUCUGCAGAUCUGUACACAGGUGAUAAAAGUUCACAUAUACAUGA